CAGAUAAAAAAUUUGUAAGAAAGUGACGAGAACUGCAACGAUGUACGUCAAGGCUCUGUCUGGUCUGUUCGUGUGCUGCACACUUCUCUCUGCUGCCGAGAGUCAAGUGGUCAUCACCGACGCUGAUCCGUCGGAAUAUCCUCACAUUGCCAGGAUAGAGUACAAAGUAAACACAAUUCCAUUGACAGUACCAGCUCUGUUUGUCAGUGCAAAAUAUGUCCUUGCAUCGCUCAUCACAUUCGGUACCCAAAUAAACAAGAACAUGUUCAAAUUGACCGACCAGUUGGGCGUUGUUUACCCCGUGGGAAAAGUUGCAGCUGAUGCUGAUCAACGUUUCUUUUACAUGAAGCUUUGCAAAACGUUCACAGGAACUCCUUUCAACAUGAGCGAAUCCAGUUUUGAUUCGCUGGCCAACACAGUUGAAGCUCAAAUGUUAUUUUUUCCCACAACCUCUAACACCCUGAAAAAGGUGAGCGUCAGUCUGCUUGAUAACACUACGUGCAACACGAAAGCAUCGGCAAUUCUUGGCGUCAGUGCCGCCUCAAUUAUCUGCAUGACGUCAACUGCCACAACGAACUUUUGCCUGGAUACGUUUGCAGAUGACCUGCAGAACCCGACUUACGUUACAAUUUCAGUAGUGGCAAUUGGGGGCCAAGUCAAUGGCCUUUUUCGCACUCAUCAGUGCGUGUUAAAGGAUUUGAGUUCAGUUUCACCGUAUUUUUUCUAUCGCAAAAUAAGCUAUCAUCGCCAAGAAAUAAUUGAUCUGAUCCCAACUGUGGACAUCGUAUGAUUUUUUUGUCGAUUUUUUCCAUUCUUCGUUGCUGUUCAAUCAACAGUAUCAAUAAUUCGAAAUUUUGAUUUCAAGUGUGCUUUGUCAAUGUGAAAAUAAAUCGUGUUGCAAUCAUAAAAGAA
This is a messenger RNA of Cloeon dipterum, 912 nucleotides long. RefSeq lists its product as uncharacterized. The record is from RefSeq and is a predicted model, not a curated record. Lineage: Eukaryota; Metazoa; Arthropoda; Insecta; Ephemeroptera; Baetidae. The transcript is spliced from 6 exons. The coding region runs from base 41 to 790 and encodes 249 amino acids.